This is a messenger RNA of Acanthaster planci (crown-of-thorns starfish), 7324 nucleotides long. RefSeq names its product adenylate kinase 9 (gene ak9). The record is from RefSeq and is a predicted model, not a curated record. Gene Ontology annotation, biological process: nucleobase-containing compound metabolic process. Gene Ontology annotation, molecular function: ATP binding; nucleobase-containing compound kinase activity. NCBI's taxonomy places the organism in Eukaryota, Metazoa, Echinodermata, Asteroidea, Valvatida, Acanthasteridae.
CUCUAUUGGUAGGUCUGACACAACAAGCAAAUCUCGUCAAACAUCGCGUUACAUUGCGGGAUCGCCAUGGUGAUCAAACAACAUGGCGGAGAACGAGGAAGAUGCAAACUUUGAAGCGGCAACGCCCAGUGUCACGAUAGACCUGGCCGAGACCAGGCCCAACACAAUGGCCGCCUUCCAGUCGGUCACCCCCGGUGGGGGGAUGACGGCAGCAGCCCCUGUAGUGGAGAACACCAUUGAGAAGCAAAUUAUCAGCGUGACCAGCAUGAGUGACAUCGAAGCAGCUGAGUCGUUGACUGAACUGUUGCAACCCCUGGACGCCGACCCAUUUGACGAGGAUCAGGCGGAGCUACGCUUCCUGCACUCCAAGCCCACAUGCUUCAUCGUCCUGGGCAAGCCGGGUGCUGGCAAGACGGCCCUGGCCCGCCGCCUGUCCCAGUUUUGGCGCUGUGAGCUGGUCCACGCCACCGACCUCAUCCUCCAGCACCUGGACCUGCAGACAGAAUUGGGCCAGCGCCUGCAGGAGAUCCUGCAGCGCGGUGGCGCUGUGCCCGAGGAGAUGGCAGCACGGCUGAUUGAGGAGAAGAUCAACUCGCCUGAGGUGGUGCAUCACGGUUAUGUAUUGGAUGGCUUUCCAUCUUUGAGCGAGGACUACAUGAAGGUUACGGACCAGCUAGAGCUAGUGAAGAACUGGAAUCUCAAACCGGACUUCAUUAUUAACUUGCGGAUGCCAGACAAGGACCUGGAAGAUCGGCGGGUGGGCCAGAGAGUGGACCCUAUCACCAACAACCUGUACACCAGCGAUGUCUGGAACCCGGACAAGCCCGAGCCCAAGCCCAGCCACGAGGGCGAAGGGGAGGAGGAAGAAGAGGAAGAGGAAGAAGAGGAGGCGGAGGAAGGGAUGGGCGAGGAGGAGGGGGAGGAUGAGCCCCGAGAGGAGCUGAGCUUUGAGGUCAUUGAGCGGCUGGUGAGGAGACCAGAAGACAUGGUGCAUCACGCACAGGAGAACAUCGUGACUUACAAGGACAAAAUGCUCAGGAUGCUGGAGGAUUACAUUGCGGACCACCCCCAGCAGUACCUGAUUGAGAUGGACGCCAACAAGCCGGCCGCCGGCCUCUUCAAGGAGCUCCUGGCCAAGCUCAACACCUUUGUGCUGCGCCGGGCGGCCGUGCCUAUCCGGCUGCAGAACCCGGACGAGGAGGACCUCCCCGAGGACGUGGAGACGGAGGAGCUGAUGCGCACGCUGGGCGGCACCAACAUGGUGGCGCCCCGCUAUCGAUGGCGCCGCAGCCGCUGGGCCCGUGCCUGCCCCGUGGAGCUCCAGAAAGGCAACGUGGUACCGGGCAAACCCGAGUUUGCAGUAGGGUUCCUGGACAAGAUCUAUGUCAUGUCCAGCCCGGAGGCCAUGGAGAAGUUCCUGAAGAACCCCCGGCCCUACCUGGUCAGCCCUCAGCCCAGGCCACCCUGUAAGCUGUGUGUGGUGGGUCCACCCCUCUCUGGGAAGUCCACCAUGUGUCACUUGCUCGCACACAAGUUCAACGGCAGGGUGCUGGAUCUGGAUGAGCUGAUCAAGUCCCGCAUGGCAGUGCACAAGGCCAAACAGGUGGAGCUACACCGGCUGGAGGCGUUGGAGUCGGCCAUCGCCACUGUCAAGGCCAAGCUACGGGAGAAGGAAGAGACUGCUUCAGAGGGCGACGCGGAUGACAUGGAUGAACAAGAAGAAAAGGAGAAGGCCGACACUGACACCGAUGCUGACAAGGCCGAGCCAGAAUCGGACCAACCCACUCUCCCCGAGGGGGAGAAGGAGGAGGACUCGGGCGAGGGGACAGAGACGGAGCGUGAGAUGGCUGGUGGGGACAGCGAAGAACCUUCCCAAAGUGAAGGAGAAAAGAAAGGAGAUGAGGGCGACACAUCCACGGUCAAAGACUCAACCACCAUCUCGGAGCCUGCCCCUUCCCAAGCCCUCACUGAGGCCACGACAACGGUCACUGCCCCUCCCCCGCCGGCAAUCGAGGUGGACGAGACUCACCCAGAAGUCCAGGCCAUGGUGGCAGCUGCCGUCCAGGAAGCGGAGAAGCAGACCUACGCUCUGGCCCCUGAGCAGUACGUAGAUGCCCUGGAGGAGGCCGUCACUGAGAUCCACAAGGAACUGAGGCGGAAGGAUCCCAAAGGACCCAUAGCUGGUGGUUGGGUCCUGGACAACUUUCCCCAGACAAGGGAGCACUGGACGGCCCUGAUCGACCGUGGCCUGGCCCCGGACGAGGUCAUCUUCCUGAAGGAUGCCAGCGAGAACGGCGCCUACCUCCUGAAGAGGUGGUACAAGCUGAACAAGGAAGAGGUGGACCGGAAGGUGCAGGAGCGCAAGGACGAGGAGGAGAGAGAGAAGGCCCGGGUCCUGGAGGAGGCGAGGAGCACGGACUCGGAGAGACUGCAGACAGAGAGAGAACUGGAGGAAAAGAGGCGGGAAGAGGAGGAAGAGAGAAAGAGGCUUGCUGAGGAGGCGGGAGAAGGAGCUGCAGAAGGAGAAGAAGCUUUGCUGGCCACGCCCACGAUCACCGAGCCCAGCACGGCAGUCUCUGCCAUGGACGUUGACGCGAAGACUUCAGAUCAGUUUGCUGAGCCCCCUAAAGUGGUGAUUGGACAAACCUCAUCAGGUGAUAUUACUGGGGUGGAUGGAGAAGGCAAAGGCACGGAGGACGCAGAGCAUGGGGAAGAAGAGGAGGAGCACCUGGAGACUCCGCCCCCCGUGGAGGACCCCUUGCCCCCUGAGGGCCUGGAGACCACCCAGUUCAAGGAACUGCGCACCGAAUUUGAGCGCGAGUGGCCAUCAGUACAGGCCUUGGUGACGGGCAUGCUGAACGUGGAACCCAUCGUGGUGGACAUCGAGAAUCGUCAGGUAGAGGACUUGACGAAAGAAGCCUUCACUGCCGUAGAACAGCCUUUCUCCUACCGCCCAUGGGAGUAUACCAGCAUCGAUCUGGACGAAGAGGAAGAAGAUGCAGAGGCAGAGGAGGAAGAUGAGAUGGAAGAGGAGGAGGACGAAGAGAUGAUGAAGAACAAAAAGAAGCAGUUUGGCGACACCAAGCACUUCUGCCCCGUCCAGUACAAGGACAGCUAUGUGCUGUGGCCUGGUAACCCCGAGAUUGCUGCGAAGUACCGGGAGAAGGUCUACUACUUUUCCAGCACCGAAUCCCGGGACAAGUUCCUGGCUGAGCCCAUGCUGUACGUGGCUAAGGGCAAACCAUUCCAGCCCCCUCCCGUCCGUCUCCUCAUCCUGGGGCCCCGGGGCGCAGGCAAGACCCUACACGGACGCUACCUGGCCGAGAACCUGGGCCUCUUCCACAUCUGCUUCAAGGAGCGGCUGCAGGAGCUAGUCAUCGCCAAGACCAAGAAGAAGAUCGGCCCCGAGUACGAGGAGGAGGAAGAGGAGCCGGACAGCGAGCCGGAGGAGGAGGAGGCAACAUCGGGAGGAGAGGCUGGGACCGGAGCGGGCGAGAGCCAGACUGCUCCAGCUGGUGUGGAAGGCUCAGGUGAAGCAGACGAAGCUGCCUCUGCCGAAAACAAAGAAGAAACAGAAGAGCCGGAGGAGGAGCCGGAGAUUGAGUGGACGGAAGAGGAAGAGAACAUCAAAGGCAACCUGAUGGAGGAAGAAUCUUUGACCCCCGACACCUUGGAGAAGAUCGUCCCCGGCUGGUGGAACUCCGAGCCGUUCAAGUCCACCGGAUUUGUCCUGGAGGGCUUCCCACGCACUGUUGAGGAGGCCCACUACCUGGCAGAGCAUGGCCUCUUCCCGGACGCGGCCGUCAUCCUCGCGGUGGAGGACGCAGACAUCCAGGGCCGCCUUCUGCCGCCCAAGCUGGACAAGUGGAAGAAGAAGCGGGACCGGCGACUGGCGCGGAAGGAGCGGCGCAAGCUGCGCAAGAAGAAAGAGCGGGAGGCCAUGAUCAACAAGAGGAGGCAGGAGCUGGUUGCCGAGGUGGCGGAGAGGAAGGCUGAGAGAAUCGCCCAGCGAGCGGCCGACCGAGACAGCGAUGACUCAGAGCACUCGGAAGAGGAGCAGGAAGACGACGAGGAAGAGGAAGACAUCGAGGCCCUCCUGGCCGAGGAGUUCGAGGAAGAGGAGGAAGAAGAGGAAGAGGAGGAGGAACUGGAGGAGGAUGCCGUAGACCGUCUCAAGAAUGAGAUCGGAGAGAUGUACGACGAUGACACCAACAAGCUCGCAUCAGUACAAGAAACCUUGGAGGAGAUCCUGGUCCCCCGCAUUGAGUUGAAUGGCGGCCGCAAACCCCACAUCGUCCGCUACACCCUGGAGCAGAACCUCAAGCCCAUCGUGGACUGCCGGGAGAGCCUGUUUGAGAAGGCCUACCCGAUCAAGGAGCAUGUGGCCAAGAAGAUGCUGCAGAUCGGCUACAAGCACCCGAGCCGCUUUGGCAGAUGGUGCCCGAUUAAGCUCAAUGAAGGUGACUGCAUCCAGCCCAUGCAAGGGCCAGGCUACCCCUCCUUCCCCUGCAUCUACCGCCAACACAUCUACUUCCUGUCCAAUCCCCCAGCCCGGGAGGAGUUCACCAUGCACCCGCUAAAGUUCCUCAAGCAGCCCUCGCCCAAGCCGGUCGUCCCCAUCCGCAUGGCCAUCCUGGGGCCGCCCAAGUCAGGCAAGACCACCUUGGCAAACCGUUUCAUAACAGAGUAUGGCAUGGUCCGCCUGUCCAUCGGCGAGGCCAUCCGUUUUGUCCUCAAUCAGCAGCCCAAGACGGAGCUGGCCGGCCAGCUGAACCGCCACCUGUGCAAGGGCCUGACGGUACCGGAUGAGCUGGCCGUGCAGGCCCUGGAGGUCUCGUUGCUGGACAUGAGGGCAAACACCAGAGGCUACGUUUUGGACGGCUACCCUGUCACCAAGCGUCAGGUGGACCUCCUGACGGACCACUGUAUUAUCCCGGUCUGUGUGAUUGAGCUGCAAGUGGACAGCAGAGAGCUGAUGAUGAGAGGAAUGAAGGACAAGAACUCAGCUGACAGGGUUCUGCCACUCCACGACAGCGCCCAGAUCCUGGCCAUCCGCAUCGCGGCCUGGCAGAAGGAGAUCACGGCGGUGCGGGAAUGGUACAAGGAGCAGCACCGCAACUGGGUGGCGCUGGACGGCGAGCGCUCCAAGUGGUGGGUGUGGAACCAGUCGGCCCAAGAAGGCAAGCGAACUGUCCGACACAUCCAGGAAUACCUGCAGAGGAUAUCCGAAGGCAAGGCAGCCUCUGUGGCUGAGAUGUGCAUCACCCCCAAGGAGUUCCUGGCCCGGCUGGGCGACUUUGGCCAGUACUGUCCGGUCAGCCUGGCCCGGGAUGGCCAGCUGGUGGACUGCUCCGUCAACCCCACCAUGGAGUUUGCUGCUGAGUUCCGGGGCCGCUACUACAAGAUGGAGGACGGGGCCAAGCUGGCGGAGUUCCUGGCCGUCCCCGAGCAGUUUGUGCCCCCGCUGGCCCCCAGGCAGCUCCCACCCCCCGAGCUGCUGCCUCGGAGGCGGUCCCCCCUGGAGGUCAAGACUAUGUUCCCCAUGCAGCUAGAGCUGCAAGGAUACUGUCCAGUCACAUACCUGGAUGGCAAACUCAGAUACGAAGCCAUCAUUCCCGGCAACCCUGACCUUCUGGUGGAGUACCGCCAGAAUCUCUACUGCUUCCUCUCGGAGGCCAAACUCCAGAAGUUCCUGCGCAACCCUGAGAAAUACUACGACCUGAAGCUGCCCCACAAGUUACCGCCCAAGAAGGACCCGCUGCUGGUCACCUCGCUGCCCAUGCUGGGCUACAUGGAGCAGAUGCUGUCCGUGGCCAUCACCAAGGCCCUUACGUCCGUGGGCUGCUUCAAGCCCAAGUUCCCUUUCCUGUCUGCCUCGCGGUCGGCGCUGCUCUACGUGGCUUACCAUCUAAAAUCUUACAAUCCCAGGAGUUCGGACUACGUCCGCAAGAAGUACCGCCGCAAACUCCAACAGUUUGAGGAGAACUGCGAGCUGAUCCGCUACCUGGGCGGUCACAUGACGGGCCGCUACAAGCAUCCGGAGGACCGGCCCAUCGACUUUGACCACAAGAUGAUCCUCUUCCUGAACCUCAAGGGACGAGAGCCCUCCUCCUCGGCCAUCAUGUCUUGAAGGGAAACGGUGCAUUGUCGUCCUAGAUCGUGUCUUAAAGAUGUAGUAUCCAUACCCUGGGGAACAAAAAUGUAAUGUAUCCAGCUUUCAAAUAAGUCUGGAGAAGACGGAUGAUUACAUUUCUUGGAAGUCAAAAAUGAAAGCACGCUAUCGUACCUCAAAUCAAUUUUAAGGUGUGCAUAUCUUGUGUGUUAAGUGAACUAUGAUAACCGUCUCAAUAGCAUUUGGUAAAACACUUUUGUCUUUUUAAUGUUAUCACGAGGUCAGGUUUGAUGUCAUCAUUUGAUGUUUAAAUCGUCAACGGAUAAUACAUCUUUAAAGACCUCAUCAUUGACAGUUCUCAAGCAAAGUCAGAUCUAAGGUGUCAGUAUGAUUGAGGGUGUGGGCUAACUUGGUCAUGAUCUUAUGAAUACUUGUAUUUAAAUGCAACUGUCCAAUAAAAACACUUGAAGCCACAUUGAUUAUUGCAUUUUGAAAGAGAGGAAAAUACAUUUGAACACAUGCAUCUACUCUUUAGGCCAUUCACAUUUGAAGACACUGGCAUCAAGUUUUCUGUUGGCCCCUACGUGGAGCUGGUGUAGCACAAAUGGGUGCAUGGCAAACUUGUAGUGUUGAGAAACUACAAACUUGUCGAUGGCAAAUAUGUAUCUCACAAGACACUAAGCAAUAUCUGAAUACUCUGGAACCAAAGAUUACCAUUGUAGUCUGCCCACUCCAAUCUGGUUCUUUUCUAUCUGGCACAACGAAGAGAACGUCAACUGUUUGUGUCUUUGUGGGUGUCAGUUCCUUCUCGUUGCAUGAUUACAAGGACAAUUCUGGUUUUUCCGUCCAGUCUUUAAUUAGUGUACAUGUACAUGUAUAUACUUUUCUUUUGACACCAAAAUAUAAUUAAUAAUUUUGUAUAUUUAGAGAUUUUUGGAGAACCUUUGAAUUGGAAAUUUGUCAGCCGUCCAGACUUCCCGUUUGUAUAAAACAAAGUGUAAAUUAAUCCUCACCUGUGCUACAAAUGAAAACUUUUAUUUUAUAUUUUACCUUUUGUCCAGUUGUGGCUUCGGUUUGUAUAGCUUUAAAAACAAUGAUAUUUGAAUGUAACAUAAUUGUGUAAAAAUGGUUUUCCAGUUUCCAUAAGAUGCCUUAUAUAUGUUUGUUUUGAUAAAAAUAAAGCACUGCUGCACAAUGUCAAGAAUUCCUUAA